Zasmidium cellare ATCC 36951 is the source of this 2697-nucleotide messenger RNA. RefSeq lists its product as uncharacterized. Bases 1 to 2697 code for a protein of 898 amino acids. NCBI's taxonomy places the organism in Eukaryota, Fungi, Ascomycota, Dothideomycetes, Mycosphaerellales, Mycosphaerellaceae. The transcript has 7 exons. The record is from RefSeq and is a predicted model, not a curated record. Gene Ontology annotation, cellular component: Golgi trans cisterna; membrane; Golgi medial cisterna.
AUGGGCGCCUCCGAGAGCAAGCUAGCCCUCAAAAAGCACAUCUUCGAGCUCAACAGCAGACGUGGCAUCCCGCACAAUGACCCCAUCUGGACCGCGCUCUGGACACUUCCUGAACAAGUCGACGAUGUCUUCCAGCUCUGGUCGCCGAACGACAUAGCAAAUCUGACGCAUUCCAAGGAGAGACGUCCACAGGGCGUGCAAGCCGAGCCUGACAAGAACUUCGAGACGUUGGUCUACGUUCUCGUUGCACGCCUGCGGCUCCUCCAAACGACGCAGAUCCACGCCGACGACCAGCAGACCAAGAACAAGGAGAUCCUGAACUGCAUGAGGACAAUGACCCGUGUCAUACCCUUCGCCUUUGGCGCACCACACCUCUGUCAAUGGCUUCAUCGUUUCCUGUGGCUCCCGCGUAGACCGGCCUUUCUUAGAGACAAUUGGCCCAAUGGACCCAUCAAGUUUUUUGACGGUCUGGACCCAACGACGGAGUAUAGCGGUGAGGACUGUUGGGAACCGAUCGGGCCUCCCCUGGGAGAGACUAUUCUCGACUUGAUGGUCAAGUUCUGCUUCUUCCCGGGCUUCACCAUCCCAAAGAGGCAGGACGAGGACGGCAAUCCGACUUUGGACACCGCGAUCAGGGUAUGGACCAGCGGCAUCGGUAACAGCAGGCCGCAGGGUAGUACCAAGGAGAACGAGAGAAACCAGCAGGAGACCAGUCGGCUGCUCAUCUGUCUGAUGAGCCAGGUCAUGUACACCAGUCCGUGGGAGGUUGCAACGACCGACAUCAAACCUCUGACGUACAUGACCACCAAGCUGCCACAGCGAUCCGUCAACGGUCUGCUGUGCUCGCUUCUCAAUACGGUCCUGAAGUACAACCCAGGAUUGUGGAGUACGCCAGCCGAAGUCGUUGUCAGAGCCCACGAGAAUCGAAAGCAGCUGGUCACCAACUGCCUGCACUUGAUCCUUGUCUUGACAAUAUACGAGCCGCCACCCGAUGCCAUUCAGAACCAGUUCAGACGUGCUUUGAGCCAGUUGCACCGACCCAACGACUUCCAAUUCAUCCAAGCAGGCGUCAAUCAGGCCUUGACACAUCCGAUAUCAACGGCAGUCAAUCCCUACUAUUCGUUUUCUAAGGAGAAACCGAUCCCCUGGGCUCCCGAGCUCAUUGCGUUCCUUUGGGAGUUCGUCCAGUGCAAUAAGAGGUUCCGGCGAUAUCUCAUCGACACGUCCCGCAUCUUGGACUACGUGAUCAUCUUGCUGUACCAUGCGAUCGAUUCCAAGGACGACCCGUCCAAGCAGGGGGUCUUGCGGAUGUGCAUAUACGUGCUCCAGACUCUCAGCACGGAAGACAAGUUCGCCCAACAGUUGAAUACGUGGUUCCGGCAUCCCGAGACGCUGCCUCCAGUCAUGCGCAUUGCUAACUUCCAUGGCUCGUAUGUGGACUUCUUGAUAUGUUCGAUCCAUUCGAUCCUCAUGACUGCUAAGGGCGGCCUGGAGCCUCGAUUCGAUUCGCUGUAUCCUGCUCUUCUGGCCAUUCUCAAGAACAUCGCGCCUCAUGCCAAGAACCUGCAGCGGGCGACGAGCACGAAGCUCAUGGACAUCAGCCAGAAGUUCCUGGCGCCAGGCUACUUGCUUCGCAAUGACAGUAAUAACAGACUGCUUCUGGAGCUUAUGGAGGUCCUGAACGCCAUCGUGGAGAACCACGUCGCCGAGAACCGCCGCUUCGUCGAGGUGCUGGUCGCCAACAAGAAGCGGUUCAAGUCGUUGCAGGAGUACAACAUCGAUGGCGCUCUGGCCGAACUGGACCGUCUGGCUCAGCAGCGGAAAGACCGUGGUGAAGAUGCAUUGAGCAUCAACAGUCCGUUGUCUGGCUCUCGCCCUGCGUCGUUCGAGAGUGCUCGAGGGCCUCCGCCCGCUGCCUCUGCUAGGUCUUCGUCGUUAGGUGAUGUGCCGGAGAAUGAUAGGUUUGCCAUAGGUGACGACGAUGAUGAUCAGGAAGAUGAUGGUGGUGAGUCGGAGGAGGACGAGGAAACUCCUCAGGCUUCGUCAACAACAGCAACAUCCAACCUAGCGGAAGGGACUUCUAGUCCGCGUCUCAGCGAGAAGGCACGCGGCAAGCAGCCCGCGACCACCACCGUCUCCAUAGCCUCCGCCUCCUCACGAACGCCCUCGACGACGAGCAUUCCGUCUCUGUCAAACAAUAAUCUCACACAGAACACCUCCAACACCACCUCUGAGACAACCUCAGCCUUCAGACCGACACAGGACUGGCUAGACACCUGGCUGCCCCGACUACAAAGCCAAGUCCACACCCUCCUCCAAGCCAUCGAGCUCGCUGAGAAGAAGCAGAUACAUUUCGUUGAAACAGCACCAAGGAUCUCCAAUGGAGACUUUUCCAGCUCUGUUGCCCAGGAGAAACGAUCAGCAGCAACCCCCCCCGCCCCCAACAGCUACCCCAAAGAAGCCUUCCAGUGGACGCCCAUUGCCAUCGGCUGGUACACCGCGCUGAUCUGGUCUCGCAUCUAUCUCUCCGAAGCCGAAGCCUUCCAAGGCUCCGGCGGCAUCUACAGCAGCACGAACAUCCUGCUCUUCAAGAGAUCAGCGACGACGCAGGAGAUUUCGUUGCGCAGCCCCAAGGGCGCCAUCGACGCGGUGGGGAACUCGCUGGCGCAGAGGAUAAGUAGUAUAUCUAUGAAGUAG